AUGUGGGAACUCCGCUCCGUGACCUUCACUCGAGCCGUCUUUGCCGAAUUCCUGGCCACACUGAUCUUCAUCUUCUUUGGCCUCGGUUCAGCUCUCCCCUGGCCCACUUCCCCACCAAACGUUCUCCAGAUCUCACUGGCAUUUGGCUUAGCCAUCGCCACCCUGGUUCAGGCUGUGGGCCAUGUCAGCGGGGCCCAUAUUAACCCUGCUGUGACAGUGGCGUGCCUGGUGGGCUCCCAAGUCUCUUUCCUGAGGGCCAUCUUCUAUGUGGUGGCACAAGUCCUGGGAGCUGUGACGGGGGCUGCCCUCCUGCAUCAGAUCACACCGCCUCAUGUCCGGGGGAGCUUGGCCGUCAACAGGGUGCACAAUGAUACCACAACAGGGCAGGCGGUCACCAUGGAGCUGUUCCUCACCUUCCAGCUGGUCCUGUGCAUUUUCGCCUCCACGGAUGACCGCAGGAAUGACAAUGUGGGAUCCCCGGCCUUGUCCAUCGGUUUCUCCGUUGCCCUGGGCCACCUUCUCGGGAUCUAUUACACGGGCUGCUCCAUGAAUCCCGCUCGAUCAUUCGGUCCUGCUGUGAUUGUGGGCGACUUCGACAGCCACUGGGUCUUCUGGCUGGGCCCAGUGGCUGGAGGAGUGGUGGCUUCCUUGCUCUACCACUAUGCUCUCUUCCCCCAUACAAAGACCCUCUCGGAGAGACUAGCCAUCUUCAAGGGCUACGAGCCAGAGGAAGACUGGGAGGAGCGCGAGGUUCGCAGGAGGCAGUCCAUGGAGCUUCACUCCCCACAGAGCCUGCCCCGAGGAGUGAUGGAGAAAGUCUAG
This is a messenger RNA of Varanus komodoensis (Komodo dragon), 822 nucleotides long. RefSeq names its product aquaporin 2 (gene AQP2). Gene Ontology annotation, molecular function: water channel activity. The record is from RefSeq and is a predicted model, not a curated record. Gene Ontology annotation, biological process: transmembrane transport. The coding region runs from base 1 to 822 and encodes 273 amino acids. Gene Ontology annotation, cellular component: apical plasma membrane; plasma membrane. NCBI's taxonomy places the organism in Eukaryota, Metazoa, Chordata, Lepidosauria, Squamata, Varanidae. The transcript has 4 exons.